Messenger RNA from Pocillopora verrucosa, 659 nucleotides. NCBI's taxonomy places the organism in Eukaryota, Metazoa, Cnidaria, Anthozoa, Scleractinia, Pocilloporidae. The record is from RefSeq and is a predicted model, not a curated record.
AUGGAAAAUGCAAAGGAAGAUCGAGCAACAGCAUCCAACUUCACGGCAACUUCUUCACGAUCUGCACCAGAGGAAACUGUUCACAUCGAGUACUCUGAGGUUCCCCUUGCAUAUAGAGGAUUAAAUGAUAGUGUUACUGAUCAAGUUUCAAAUAGCCCUAGGGAUGUUCAGUCUCCUCUUACUACUGGUACUCCUACCGAAGGAGAAUGUCAGGGAAGAGAGGAGCACUCAUGUUUGAAUGGAAAUCAUCACCAAGUUCAUUCGUCACCUCAGCCAUCAACAAAUGAAGAUUUGUGUUCUAUGCAAGAAGAAGAUCUAACAAAGGAUUCAGACUCCAGUGAUGAAGGAGAAGGGAUCAGUGUGGAUGAAUUGAAGCAAACGGAUGGAUAUAGGUUAUUUGUUGAAGCUUUGGAUGCACACGUAAAGGCUAACUCGACUAAAGAGUAAUUUAUUGCCGAAAGACACUGGGCGCCCUUCUUUGAACUAUUUAUUUGUUGCAGCGAAGCUUGUAGAAUACAGGACGAGAGUUAGAUAUUUAAAGGCAUUCGUUGCCUUUGUCAAAAGUAUUUUUAUGAAUGCUGUAAGAAAUAUUUAAGUAUUUUUGUGAAUGCUGUAAGAAAUAUUUAAGUAUUUUUAUGAAUGUUUUAGGAAGGAACUGU